Messenger RNA from Maniola jurtina (meadow brown), 1540 nucleotides. Its product is annotated as glutamate-rich WD repeat-containing protein 1. The record is from RefSeq and is a predicted model, not a curated record. Bases 173 to 1522 code for a protein of 449 amino acids. The transcript is spliced from 7 exons. Gene Ontology annotation, molecular function: protein binding. NCBI's taxonomy places the organism in Eukaryota, Metazoa, Arthropoda, Insecta, Lepidoptera, Nymphalidae.
CAUUCGGCUCAGUUCGUUUUCUUGGCACGUGUUUCGUCAACUUUUAACUCAAAGAUUUCAACUUUCAAGAAAAGAAGAAGAACUUGGGCAAAGAAUCGUGAUUAUCUUCAGAUUUUAAUAAUAAUUAUAACAUUCCCUGAGCCAGGACUUCCUCAACGAAUAACAGAUAAUUAUGUCUAACGAAAAUGAAGAACAAAUGGAGAGCAGUUCGUCUGAAAGUGAGGACGAAUGUAUGGAUGAUGAAGAACGGAGUAACGGCGAGGAAUCCGGACCAAAGACCUAUCUCCCUGGCCAGCCGUUACAAGAGGACGAGCACUUGAUCUGUGACCAGUCUGCGUAUGUUAUGCUUCAUCAAGCACAAACCGGCGCCCCAUGCUUAAGUUUCGAUAUAAUAACUGAUACUCUUGGCAACGAUAGACAGCAGUUCCCGAUGACUGCGUACUUAGUUGCUGGCACCCAGGCUUCAAGCGCUCACCUAAAUAAUGUUUUAGUAGUUAAAAUGUCAAACUUGCAUCCUACAUCAAAAGCUGAGGACGAGGAGGAUUCAGAUGAUGAUGCAGAAGAUGAUGAUGAUGAUGAAGAGGAGGAUGAGGAGAAAAAACCACAGAUGACAUUCUCCUUUAUAAAACACCAGGGCUGUGUUAAUAGGAUACGGGCUACAAAUUUCAAAAACUCAGUUCUAGCUGCAAGCUGGUCUGAACUGGGCAAUGUGGACAUAUGGAACAUAACACAGCAGUUGCAAGCUGUGGAUGAACCAGCCCUGCUUGAGCGGUACAAUCUGGACACUGUCAACAACCCUGUGAAGCCUUUGUUCUCCUUCAGUGGUCACCAGCAAGAGGGCUUUGGUAUGGAUUGGUGCCCUACAGCACAAGGUGUGCUAGCAACAGGUGAUUGUAGGCGAGACAUUCAUAUAUGGAAACCCAAUGAAGGUGGCACUUGGACAGUUGAUCAGCGCCCUCUGGUUGGACACACAAGUUCUGUUGAAGAUAUACAAUGGUCACCUAACGAAAGGAAUGUAUUGGCAACAUGUUCAGUUGACCGAACAAUUAGGAUAUGGGACACAAGAGCAGCACCGCACAAGGCUUGCAUGCUGGUAGCUGAAAAUGCUCAUGAGAAAGACAUCAAUGUCUUAUCUUGGAACAGCAAAGAACCAUUUAUUGCAAGUGGGGGUGACGAUGGCUUUCUCCACAUAUGGGACUUACGACAAUUCCCGACCAGUACUCCAGUAGGCACGUUCAAGCACCACACAGCACCCAUCACAUCAGUGGAGUGGCACUGGACUGAGCCCAGUGUGCUGGCCUCGGCCGGUGAGGACAACCAGGUUGCAAUCUGGGACUUAGCAGUUGAGAGAGAUGAUGAGGAAGUUGUUGAUGAAGAGCUAAAGAAUCUUCCUCCACAACUCUUGUUCAUCCACCAAGGGCAAACAGAUAUCAAAGAACUUCACUGGCAUAAACAACUUCCGGGUGUUAUUGUCACAACUGCGCACAAUGGGUUUAAUAUAUUUAAAACUAUUAGUGUAUGAAUAAAUUGUUUUAAAACA